AGGCCUUGAAUCGAAUUGUCUGUCACUAAAACACUCUCCAAACGAACAAAAAAGAUCCAAAAGAAAAUAUAUUCAGUACAAUGAAUCGGAAUCCUCAGGUAUGCAGUGCGCGUGUAGGCCCAGAGGUUCUCCUAGAUGCGGAAGAAUCACAGUUGGUUCGUUGUCGGGACACAGCUGUUUGCCCAUACGUGGAAAACUCCGAGUUGGCUCGCGAUGAGACCCCGGAGACCCCCCUGGAAAUAUCUCCAUACUCGAACAACCCAGAGAUUUCCCAGAAGCUUCAGAACUCAAAGUCGGGAUCCGGAAAGAGCACAGCCAUUGGCCCAGACGUGGAAGACUCACAGCUGGUUUGCUAUUCAGAGCUGGGGUCCGAUGAGGACCUAAACGAGGACGAGGACGACUACCAGUCGGGCGUACAGAUCAUAGAGAUCCCUAAGACUCCCAGGGGAGUCGCAAAAGUGACCCGCGAUAGGUCUGAGAUCAAUAUGCGAAUGAAGCGUUGGCAGGACAAACUGAACGCCUACAAGGGACUGGUGAAACGCCACCACGAGCUGUGCGCGAUCUACGAGGAGAAACGACUUGCAGUAGCCGCAGGGCUGGCUGAGAUUACCAGAGAAAUGGACGAGUUGGGCUGCUGGCCCGAUGGUGUCCCGGAGGGUCAAGGGGACGGCGCGGAUGGGAACGAAAUGGCACUGGUCGAGGCAGAUGAAAACCUGAAAUCAUCCGGAGAUGGCUGCACUAUUUGUUGAGCCAUGAGCUCACUCUAUAUCCUCUCGGGGUGUUUAUAUAUUUGUUAAUGUUGCAUUGAGCUUGAGACACACACACAAGACACUCCUUUAGGACAGCAAUAAACUCAUGCAAAA
Molecule: messenger RNA, 863 nt
Organism: Drosophila miranda
Lineage: Eukaryota; Metazoa; Arthropoda; Insecta; Diptera; Drosophilidae
Exons: 3
Coding region: 81-749 (222 amino acids)
Source: RefSeq, a predicted model, not a curated record